Clonostachys rhizophaga is the source of this 1590-nucleotide messenger RNA. The record is from the annotation of a GenBank genome assembly. NCBI's taxonomy places the organism in Eukaryota, Fungi, Ascomycota, Sordariomycetes, Hypocreales, Bionectriaceae.
AUGACAGCCCCUCCCGUCACUCUACCUCUACAGCUCAAGGAUUCAACAUCAAAUGUUAACCCUCUCUACUUACCUACGCCGCCGACCCAGCCUGCACUGUCUCCCUCGGCAGUUCCUCCUUCAUUGGAAAGCUCUUCACAUUCAGCCUCGCCCUCUUUCAUUGCGACUCCUCCAGCCUCCGAUAUCCUUCCCCUAGACACUCUUGAUAUUCCCAUCGUUCCAGACCACAACUACACGAUUGUUGGUGAGUAUUCGGAGCUACCAGAUGAUACCUCAGAGCAAACCCAGGUUUCCUAUGGCGGCCGGCCCCGUCACUUCCACAAGGUCCGCAAACGCUUACACCACCAAAAAGCACACAACGAUGCAUCUGCCGACCUGUUCCAAUCCGGCGCUGUAUCCCGGUCUGCGGAGGAAGCUCGCGUCAUCGGCCUCUUCUGGGAAUCCUACCUGCCCAACGGGAAACCCUUCCCCCCCGGCAACCACCAGGUCGACCUCGGGGGCUCCAUCAACGCCAUGAUUGACAUCGCAAACAACAAUACCACCGUGUACAAGGGCCUCGUAGCCAUGGCCUUCGCCACUAUCGGCGCCCGUAAUCCCGAGGCUGGAUGGAUGCGCAAGGAGGGCCAUCGCUUCUAUGGUGAUGCCCUGCAUGAUCUAUCUCAGUCGUUCAAAGGCGUGGAUAAGUGGACGGAGGACCAACUACAGGCCACCCGGCUGUUCAGUAUCUACGAAGCCUUUCAUGGAGCUGAUUCACAGAGCCACAUGGACCACCGGCGAAGUUGGAUGGUUCACAGCGGAGGCGAUGUCGCAUUGCUCACUUCGAAACCUCCAUCUGCCUACAUCUCGGGCUACUCGCACAUGCUCUUUGUAGCAGGCAGACACCACCUAGCAUUAUCUGCUCUCAUGGCCCGCAAGCGCUGCUUCCUCUCCGACCCGGUUUGGAAGACAGUGCCCUGGACAGAGCAUAAGAAGACGCCCCGGGACCAUCUCCUCGACAUCCUCGUUGACCUACCUGCCAUCCUGGAGGCAAUAGACGUCGCACAGGGCUGGAAAGACGCGGACAAGAAGCAGCUAUGCUUCACCCUCGUUGUCAAGGGGCUCCAGCGCCUCCUGGACCGCCUGCUAGAGUGGCACGACCAGCACUUCAGUUCCCUCGACAAAUUCCCCCGCUACCUGGACAAGCAGCUCCCAGAGGUCAUCGAGGUCGGCCAGCUGGCCGCCGCCCACGUCAUGAGCCUCUACUGGUCCAUGUGCGUCCGCGCCGUCACGAUCCUCCACCGACUGCAGCCACCAGGGAGCCCGCGCCACCCGAUGGACAUCGACGCGUGCUGCCACGACAUCGUCUGCACCCUCCGCAUCUUCACGCACCCCUCGGCGGGCAUGUUCCGGCAGCACAUCACGCCAUUCCCGAUGAGCACCGCGCUGCUACACCUGAUGAUGGUCGAGCCUGCGGCGCUCAGGCGCGAGCGCGAGGUCCUGCUGCGGGAGAUGGGGAAGCCGGAGUGCAGGCUUGUGAGGAUGUUCAUUCUGAGCUUGGAGCCUCGGGCGAUUGAGAAGAUGCAGGCGACGAUCAAAGAGUCUAGAGUGUGA